AGUGCUGACUUGUUUGUGAGCUGUGCUGACCUUACCAGACAAUGAGCACUUUGCAGGAGCUGUGUGCUGGUCUUCCCCUUGACCCAUUGCCCCAAAACAGGGGGCGACUAGAAGGGCUUCCCCAUGCACCCAACCGAACCCCACAACUGUCUGCAGAGGAGGAGAAGUUGGCUCUUGCCAAUUCUUUGCGCUAUUUUCCUCCUGGGAUCCACAAGACGUUGGCAUCAGAAUUUGCAGCAGAGCUGAGACAGUAUGGUCAUAUUUACAUGUACAGAUUCUACCCCAAAAUCCAGAUGAGGGCAUAUCCUAUCACAGAGUACCCGUGCAAGACCAUACAGGCAGGAGCCAUAAUGCAUAUGAUCAUGAAUAAUCUGGAUUCUGCAGUUGCUCAGUUUCCCCAAGAACUGGUAACUUAUGGAGGAAAUGGGCAGGUCUUCAGUAAUUGGGCCCAGUUCUGGCUGGUCAUGCAAUACUUAUCUGAGAUGACAGAAGAGCAGACAUUGAUAAUGUAUAGUGGGCAUCCACUGGGCCUCUUCCCCAGCCAUCCACGAGCACCUCGGGUUGUGAUCACCAAUGGGAUGGUUAUUCCAAACUACUCGUCCAGGAAUGAUUAUGAGAAGAUGUUUGCGAUGGGUGUAACCAUAUAUGGACAGAUGACAGCAGGAAGUUACUGUUACAUUGGACCACAGGGCAUAGUGCACGGCACAGUGCUGACUGUGCUGAAUGCUGGACGUCGAUACCUGGGCUUAGAUGAUCUUUCUGGAAAGGUGUUUGUAACCUCUGGAUUAGGGGGCAUGAGUGGGGCCCAGGCAAAAGCUGCAGUAAUAGUGGGCUGUGUGGGAGUCAUUGCAGAGGUUGAUGAAGCCGCCUUACUAAAGCGUCACAAGCAGGGCUGGUUGAUGGAAGUCACAAGCUCUUUGGAUGACUGCGUCCAGCGGAUCAGGAAGGCCAGGAAGGAUAAAGCCACGCUGAGCUUGGGAUAUCACGGAAAUGUUGUGGACCUUUGGGAGAGGCUUGUGCAGGAGUAUGAGACCACAGGAGAACUGCUUGUGGACCUGGGCUCAGACCAGACUUCGUGCCACAACCCAUUCAGUGGGGGAUACUACCCUGUACAGCUGCCGUUUAUGGAGGCAAAUCGGCUGCUGUGCACUGACCCGUCAUCAUUCCGCCAGCUUGUACAUGAGAGUUUAAGAAGACAAAUAUCCGCCAUCAACAAGCUGUCAGAAAAGGGCAUGUUUUUCUGGGAUUAUGGGAAUGCUUUCCUGCUUGAAGCACAGAGAGCGGGAGCUGAUGUGGAGAAGCCUGGGGGGAGCGGAAUAUUAGAGUUUCGAUAUCCAUCCUACGUGCAGCAUAUUAUGGGGGACAUCUUCUCUCUUGGUUUUGGCCCUUUCCGAUGGGUGUGCACUUCUGGGGAUCCCUCUGAUCUGGCCAUUACAGAUCAGAUUGCAGCAUCGACUCUUGAGGAUAUUGUUGCACAAGGAGUCAGUGACGCAGUACAGAAGCAAUGCAAUGACAACAUUCACUGGAUCCGGGAAGCCGGAAAGCACAAAUUGGUGGUUGGCUCACAGGCUAGGAUUCUGUAUUCAGACCAGAAAGGGAGAGUGUCCAUUGCUAUCGCUAUUAACAAGGCUGUGGCUGUAGGACAGGUCAAGGCCCCUGUUGUGAUUAGUCGUGAUCAUCAUGACGUGAGUGGGACUGACAGCCCCUUCAGGGAAACCUCCAACAUCUAUGAUGGAUCUGCCUUCUGUGCCGAUAUGGCUGUGCAAAACUUUGUGGGAGAUGCCUUUCGAGGUGCAACAUGGGUGGCUCUUCAUAAUGGUGGAGGGGUUGGCUGGGGUGAGGUCAUUAAUGGUGGCUUUGGUCUAGUACUUGAUGGGUCCCCAGAUGCUGAAGAGAGAGCUGUACAGAUGCUUAGCUGGGAUGUAUCCAAUGGGGUGGCAAGGCGCUGCUGGUCUGGCAACACAAAUGCAUACAAUACGAUUAUUAGAAACAUGGAGGAGAACAGCAAUCUGAAGGUGACUCUUCCUCAUCUGGUGCAAGACACAAGCUUGCUGGAGAUUGCCCUAUCCCACAAAUGACCACUGCAUGUUGUCUUGCAUACAUUAAAUUAUACCAGUAAUUUUUCUUUUCUUAUUAAAUAAUCCCUCUUACUGCUGUUUGA
Molecule: messenger RNA, 2161 nt
Organism: Bombina bombina (fire-bellied toad)
Lineage: Eukaryota; Metazoa; Chordata; Amphibia; Anura; Bombinatoridae
Product: urocanate hydratase-like
Exons: 20
Coding region: 42-2078 (678 amino acids)
Biological process (GO): L-histidine catabolic process
Molecular function (GO): urocanate hydratase activity
Source: RefSeq, a predicted model, not a curated record